UCACGCUUUUUUUUCGUCCCGUAGCCCCCUUCAUCGCCAUAUUGGGCGCCGAAAAGCCUCGUCUGGUUAUUUUCUGUUCCCCUUAUUUACUACGUCGCGCAGUUGACAGAAGUGGCCAUCGCGAACGCUGCUCCGUCCGUGUUUAUUGACGUCAGCUGGGGGCUCAUGCGGCGCGCCCGGGGCGAGUUUUAAUGCGUUCACGCCCGUCGUUGAAGCUCGAUAACACGGCUGUUGGGUUUGUUUUGCGACUUCAUCACCGUGCAACUAUGUCCUAUGUUCGCUUGUCUAAUGGCAGCCCGACACUGGAGCGGAUGGAGGCUCGACUCUCCGAUCAGCCCAAGCCGUCGGCGUGUCGGAACCUGUUCGGUCCGGUGGAUCAUGAAGAGUUAAAGAAGGACUUCCAGCGGCACCUGAAGGCGAUGGAGGACGCGUCGGCGGACGAGUGGAACUUCGACUUCUCCACGCACACGCCGCGAGCCGACGGGAGGUACCAGUGGGAAGCGCUGGAUAUUCGCUCGGUGCCCGGUUUCUACAGCCGGUCGGACCGGGGGAAAGGCACGGAUGUUAACAUUUGCUCCUCUGGGAAUAAUAGCGAUAAUAAUAUCGAUGUUAACGGGAAUCACGACUGUGGGGUAACGGAGGAGAGCGCGGAGACGCCCGAAACACCCCGAGAUCAAAGGAAAAGACCUUUAUGUCUCGACUCCUCGUGUCAAAGUAAGCGCUCGCACACCUGUAUGGAUGAAAUGACCCGGACACCCAGAAAACACAAAAAACCCAGGAAACCCCCCAGCCCGACGCCCAGGUAAACGCAGCGAGGGCUGUGGAUGGUGUCGUCUGACCUCGGUGCUUGGUGAACGAAAGAUUUUGGGGGGAAAAACAGAAACAUAUCAACUCUACACGUGUGUUCAAGCACUGAAAGAAACACGAGUUCUGGCACUCAAAAGCAGCUGCCUCAAUGCAGUGGAUGUAGCAGUGUGCAAUUAGGGUGAAUUUCCUUUUUUGCUCAUUAUUUCGUUUUCUUACUACGUGUGUGUAUAUAAAUAUAUAUUUUGUCCUUUUCAUAUGUAGCACAUAAUUAGUAUUAUGUUGGACAAAAAAUCUUUCUAUCUUGGAGGUGUGCGUUUGGUUUGUGUAGAUUGUUUGAAAUGCUGUUGGUUUAUUUGUUUUCAUAAUGGCUUUAUAUUUUCGGAGGAGGUACAGCAACUACUUGCUCUAAUAAUGCAGUAGGAUAAAUCCAAACAUCUCAGCCUUUAUUUUUUCACAUUAAUGAAAGGUCAUGGAAAAGGCGAUGUAAAAGUUCAAAGGUCAAACCUUGUAGCAUUAACCAGUAUUAAUGUCAGGCACUUCCGUGGAGGUGAAACGUCUCUCGCCCGCUCUUAAAUUAUUGUUAUUAUUUUUUUUUCAUCUAUAUUAUUUUUGGUCAUCUAUAAUUUGAGUGAAAUUUUCUACUGAUAAUUUUUUUGUUUCACUUUGUUUGACUCAAUCACCCUUGAUUUUGCCUGUGUGUGUGUGUGUGUGUGUUUGAGAGAGUGUGUGUGUUUGUGUGUGUGUGUUUGAGAGAGAGUGUGUGUGUGUGUGUGUGUGUGUGUGUGUGUUUGAGAGAGAGUGUGUGUGUGUGUGUGUGUGUGAG
This is a messenger RNA of Xyrauchen texanus (razorback sucker), 1630 nucleotides long. RefSeq names its product cyclin-dependent kinase inhibitor 1B-like. Gene Ontology annotation, molecular function: cyclin-dependent protein serine/threonine kinase inhibitor activity; protein-folding chaperone binding. The record is from RefSeq and is a predicted model, not a curated record. Gene Ontology annotation, cellular component: nucleus; cytoplasm. The transcript is spliced from 3 exons. Lineage: Eukaryota; Metazoa; Chordata; Actinopteri; Cypriniformes; Catostomidae. Gene Ontology annotation, biological process: G1/S transition of mitotic cell cycle; regulation of cell cycle; negative regulation of cell population proliferation. The coding region runs from base 192 to 806 and encodes 204 amino acids.